GCCAGUCGUCCCAGUAGUGUCAAGAUCCUCGACCGAAACAGAGGAAUGGCAAGAGGACAUCUCACUGGAGGCCACAGGAUCUCUGUGAAACCAGCAGGACACAAUACAUGGAGAGAUGACCAACCAAUCACUGUUGAUGAGGGGAGUGGAACCGCAACCCAUCAUGUUAUUGUGAUAGAGUCUGUAGAUGCUGAGGAUGCAGGGCCUGGGAUCAAGCUGGAGAGGUCUGAAGGAGAGGACCCAGGGCAAAGCACAGACAUCCAGACUGGAGCGGCUGGAGUGCUCCCUGUAGCCACGGAGGACCCCACCCCCACGCCGCCAAGAACCCGACGCAGCAUCACGGAGGUCAGUGGAACGCCGAACGCUGUCCUCAAGUCCGAGACAGACACUGAGACCUUAACUGUAGCACACCGGCUUUUACACACAGGAUCUGGCCACAGAUCUGAUCCAGAGAGACUGGGGCCACUGGGCUGUCCUCCUGCUCCUGGCACAGAGUAUUUACCGGUAUUUCACCAGAGCCAGAAGACGGUUAAUUCCUGUGGAAAUACUGAUGGUGAUGCGUUAGACUCUGGUGGUGAUGAUGAUGAUCUGUCUUGUUUUUACACUACAGAGAUGGACUCUGGCAACAUAUCCUUGGGUUUAGAGACACAGACUGAUCUGUCUAGAGGGGACUGGAACCAGUACAGUAGUAGUGUAUACUCUGAAGGGUGCCUAGAUAAGAAAGGGGAGGUCAUAGCGGUAGAUGAUGUGACUGUCAAAGUGGAGGGCGACACUCCUCUUACAUGGAAUGCAGACGAGACUCACUUAGGAGAAGGACACUCACAAGAUUUCUUAGAUUACAGGGAAAGCGAGACAAAUCCAAAUGAGACAAAUCCAAAUGUCUCGAGCCACUCCCCUGUACGCACGCUCAGGGAUCGAGCCCCAGUGUCCACGUCGAAGGGGCCUUCUGAUUCACACUGCCGCGUCCUUUUCGAUCAGGUAUUGAACUCAAACGACAGGGCUAGAGCUCAGGGAGGGGGAAACACAGGCAGUAGUAAAGAGAAACGCUUCCUCUGCAUGUUCUGUAACAAAGGCUUCAGCUGCCUCCAGAAAGUGGAGAUCCACCAGAGGGUCCACACAGGGGUGAAACCCUUCAGCUGUACCCAGUGUGAUAUGCGCUUCGCUGAGGCUGGCAGCCUGAAGAGGCACCAGAGGGUCCACACAGGGGAGAAACCCUACAGCUGCCCCCAGUGUCACAUGCGCUUUACCCAGGCUGGCAGCCUGAAGAGACACCUGAAGGUCCACAUGGGAGAAAGGCUGUUCGUCUGAGGUUCUCAGAGAGGAGCUACCUCGGGAUACCCCAGCAGAAAAACUAUUCCACUUUAUAGCUUAUUGCGUUUAUAUCAAACCAUGCUAAGAUUACUUUUCAUUGUAGUGGGCAGAAAAGAUCCACGGAUGCAUUUUGAAUUACGAGAGUAAAAGAUUUCAGUGUUGAAUAUUCCUGGGUAGAAUAUUGCAUCCAGACAUUGUGUGAUAUACACUGAGUGUACAAAACAUUAUGAACACAUCGCUAAUAUUGAAUUGCACCCACCCCCUUUGCCCUCAAAACAACCUCAAUUAGUCGGGACGUGGACUUGAAAGCGUUCCACACGGAUGCUGGCCCAUGUUGACUCCAAUGCUUCCCACAGUUGCGUCAAGUUGGCUGGAUGUCUUUUGGGUGGUGGACCAUUCUUGAUACACACGGAUAACUGUUGAGCGUGAAAGACCCAGCAGCG
Messenger RNA from Oncorhynchus tshawytscha (Chinook salmon), 1754 nucleotides. Its product is annotated as zinc finger protein 69 homolog. Bases 46 to 1308 code for a protein of 420 amino acids. Lineage: Eukaryota; Metazoa; Chordata; Actinopteri; Salmoniformes; Salmonidae. Gene Ontology annotation, cellular component: nucleus. The transcript is spliced from 3 exons. The record is from RefSeq and is a predicted model, not a curated record.